Molecule: messenger RNA, 771 nt
Organism: Ostrinia nubilalis (European corn borer)
Lineage: Eukaryota; Metazoa; Arthropoda; Insecta; Lepidoptera; Crambidae
Exons: 7
Coding region: 1-771 (256 amino acids)
Source: RefSeq, a predicted model, not a curated record
AUGAAACAUUUCCAAUAUGAUACCCAGGACAGCCUUCCGAACUAUAUCUCCCAGCAGUACCAGGGUCAGGACUCUGGAGCACCCAGUCCCGAGUCUUGCACUUUCCAGCCUGCAGCACAGAGGUUUCGGUUGAAUGAGCAAAGAAUCAAACUCCUCACCUCCAUAAACCAAGUGGUCCAGCAGCGAGCAGAGCUCGAGUCCAACCGAAUCACUCUCUCCGGGCUCCUGGAUGAGUUGAGGAAGAAACUCAAGAGGAGGAUAGAGGAGUGCCAGUUUGAGAAGAGGGAGAAGAUGAAGGCUCUGAAACAAGCCAACGUCCGCCUGGAGAAAGAGAAGUACACCCUGAUGUCAGACAUCGAGCACAUGAAGCGACAUCUACAGAGGGAAGAGGCGCACCAUGUCAAACAUGUACGGACUUGUGUAGCUCAGGCUAUCCAGGGGAUAGUGAGAGAUAUCCCCACUAAUCUCCUCUUCACACCGUGUUCAGUGGCAGAACUGCCAAAUGCUGUCAGUCGCAGUGUGGCUAGAAAUGCGCCUUCUAGAGUUGCGGACAACAAGCUGGCUGCCGCGCGACUGAUGCGCGACAUCGCCGAGCUGAGGCAACGGGUGGCUCAGGUGGAGGCCCGCCUUGCCAACGAGCUAAAGCGUAAACGGCAGGCUGAGCUCGACAUUGUGCGACUGAGGAAGGAGCUGUCAGCCACGAAGAGCUGCGUGGCCUCGCUGCGGCUGCCUGGGAGGCCGCUGGUCAAACAUUGCGCCAAGUUCGCUUAG